This is a messenger RNA of Plasmodium malariae, 1356 nucleotides long. RefSeq names its product conserved Plasmodium protein, unknown function. The coding region runs from base 1 to 1356 and encodes 451 amino acids. Lineage: Eukaryota; Apicomplexa; Aconoidasida; Haemosporida; Plasmodiidae. Gene Ontology annotation, cellular component: cytoplasm. The record is from RefSeq and is a predicted model, not a curated record. The transcript has a single exon.
AUGUAUAUCGGACUGUUGUCACAUGAAAUCGACAAUAAUUUUAACUUGAAAAAUGAUUCAAAAUUCGGGGGUGAUCCCCUGUGGUUAUGUGGAAAAGAACCAACAGGUUUAAAUUUGAAAUGUUCCAUAUGUAAAAAUAGUUUAACAUUUUUAUUUCAAAUAUCAACAUCAUAUGACGAAUACGUAAGAGUACUGUAUUUUUUUUGCUGCAUGAAUAGUACGAAAUGUAACGUGAAUAAGAAUAGUUGGGUAUGUAUUAAAGGGAAGAAAAAGGUAUGUGACAACUCAAAUAAUGAUAUUGAAGAAAAAGAGCAAAAAAAUAAAUUGAAGAUGUUGGACAUGUAUCAAAAUGAGAGUGUAAAGAAAGAUGGUGUUCAUAACUCAAUAUUUUUUAACGACACUGAUAGUAAUAAUUGUAGUACUAAGGAAAAAGGAAAACAAUGUGUUUUUAAUUUCACUAAUGAAAAUAUAAAAAAGGAAGACGUAAAUAUAGAAUAUAUUAAUUCUAAGGAAGAAAAACUAAUUGAUUGGAAUUCCUUAUUUUCAAAAAGUAGCAAAGAUCAAAAAUUAAAUGAUUCUUUCCUUGGUAAUUCCAUAAGGGAGAGCUUAAAUUGUAUAAAUGAAAAAUACAAAAAUGGUUAUAGUAGUAUGACCAGCAGUAAUAUAAUAAAUACCUAUGAAAAUUUUAAUAAUAAAUAUGACAAGUUAAUAAAUUGCAGUUGUAAAAUGGAUGAUAAUGUACAUGAAUUAAAUAAACAUGAUGAUAAAUUGAAUCCUAAAAUUUAUGAAGUUACCGGAAGCAGUGCAUUUAAACUCCCCUGUUAUUAUAUAUGCAUAGUGGAGGAUGAUGAAGAAUAUGGAAAGGAUUAUUUAUAUGAAAAAGCUAAAAAGAUGCAUGAAACGUAUGAACAUAAUAAACACUUUAUGAAAGAUGAGGAAUACAUAGACAAGGAAAAUGAUAAUAUAGAUGAUAUUAAUAAUAUAGAAGAAAGUUUUGAAAAUGAUUUUAAUGGAUGCGUAAAAUUUUAUUCUUAUUUAAGCAAAAAUUAUAACCAAAUAUUAAGAUAUUCAUACAAUGGGAAAUUUCUUUACAUGUAUAAGUCCACAAAGUUUCAUAUAAAGAAGAAAACAAUGACAUGUACACACUGCAAAAAUAAAUUGGUAUUUGAACUGCAACUGUUCUCAACCUUUAUAUAUGAGAUAGAAAAAAGACUUGAUGAGAAAAAGAAAAAUUCUUUAAAAAAUAUCUUAAAUAAUUUUAACGUAGGAAAUGUAAUUAUAUUCACUUGUGAAAAAGACUGCGUCAUUAUUGAUAAUAUGUAUUUGUAUGAGCAUGUUGAGUUGGAAAUUUUCUAG